This is a messenger RNA of Closterium sp. NIES-65, 483 nucleotides long. The record is from the annotation of a GenBank genome assembly. Lineage: Eukaryota; Viridiplantae; Streptophyta; Zygnematophyceae; Desmidiales; Closteriaceae.
AUGUCGCAGCCGUAUGCGGUGGGAACGCGCGGCAUCCUCGGCAGCAGCAGCUGCGAGCGGUGCAACUGCAAGGCGGUGCCGGUGGUGAUCCCGGGGGGGAAGGAGAUUGUGCGGAUGGAGGCGCAGUGCGUGUGCCCCGAGGUGCAGUGUCGGACCAACUACCGCGGCGCCAGCAUUCGCCGAUUCGCGUGCCCGCCACUACAGCAAACGUGUCUGAUCAAUCGGGUGGGGCGGGGCGGCGUGGAUAGCGAGGGGUACAGAAUCGACGUCGGCACGUGCAUAGCGCCGCAAGACGCUUUCAGAGCCACCAACUGCAGCAGUGCGGGUCCCACAUGGGGUAUGAAGUGGUAUGCCCUUGGCACCACCAAUAUUCCUAAGCCUGGAGAUUGGUGCACGCGGUGCAAGUGCGGGCAUAAGGGGCUCACACGGUGUCGCAAGGUGACCAAUUGUACUCCGCCACCUGCCAAAUCGGCCACUGGAUGA